Messenger RNA from Adineta steineri, 741 nucleotides. Lineage: Eukaryota; Metazoa; Rotifera; Eurotatoria; Adinetida; Adinetidae. The record is from the annotation of a GenBank genome assembly.
AUGAAUACAUUCGCGAUCAAAUUUCUAGAUGGUCAUAUUAUUGUUAACCUCAAUCAAUUCGAUUAUGUUAUCGAUACUGGCUCUCCAAUGUCAUUUGGAAGUGGAACAAAUAUUAUUAUCAAUGGAAUACAUUUUCCGAUACCAAAUGCUGACAUAAGUGGAGUUACAGCUGAUUCACUCAGUAAAUUAAGUGGUCUAAAGAUCGAUGGAUUGAUUGGUAUGAAUAUUCUCAAGAAUUUCGAUAUUCGAUUUACUCGAACUCAUAUUACUUUUUCCAAUACACCUUUUCUUCAUGGAGAUACAGCAAUCAAAUUACCUAUCAUAGAUAUGAUCAUGACCAUUCCUAUUAUAACUUUGAAAAUUGAAAAUACAAAUCAUAGAUUAUAUUUUGAUACUGGUGCUAAAAUAUCGUAUCUGAGUGAUGAUCUUCUUAUUGGCACAUCUAUUGGUGAAAUGGAUGAUUUUCAUCCUAUGAUAGGUACUUAUAAAACGAAUGUUUACAAAAUUGAUGUUAACAUCAAUGGGAACGUGGAAACAUUGACAUUUGGCUCAUUACCCGCAUCACUUCGUAUGUUAUUAACGAUGGGUCGAGCGAAAGGCGUCCUUGGAACUGAACUAUUAAACAAAUAUUCCAUCAUUCUCUCUAACUUAAACAAAGUCUUGGUGUUAGAAUUGGCUGGUGAGGAAACUUCUUUCGAUCAGCAUCAAAACUCAAUCAUUGACGAACCAAGUUUAGAUUAA